Molecule: messenger RNA, 1293 nt
Organism: Panicum virgatum (switchgrass)
Lineage: Eukaryota; Viridiplantae; Streptophyta; Magnoliopsida; Poales; Poaceae
Product: plastid-lipid-associated protein 6, chloroplastic-like
Exons: 3
Coding region: 240-1097 (285 amino acids)
Source: RefSeq, a predicted model, not a curated record
GCCCGCCACAAAAAAUCUCAUCCACCACAACCCAUGGUAUUAUCCCGAAAAAGCACGCGAUUUCCGCCUUCCCUUCUUCAAGAACGCCAUGGAAAUCUCGCGUGCUCGCCGCGACUUCUUCUCCUCCUUCUUCCCGCAGCAGCUUCGCACGCUCUAACCAAACCCAAGGUACGCGACGCGCGACACCGGGACCUGUUCGCUUUCUCCUAUUGCUCUGGUCGUGCGACCUGUCCACAUCCAUGGCCAUGGCCGCGCCAUGGUCGUCGUCCUGCUGCCCCGCGACCGCGUCGACGAGCGACCCGCGGCCGCUGGGUCCGGGGAGCCUCAAGGGCGCGGCUUGGCCGGUUGGUGGUGCCGGCUGGAGGAAGUGCAGGGAGCAGGGGAGGAACAGCCGGCGGCGGCUGUCCGUCUGCGCCACGGCGACCGCGCCGCCGCCGCCCGUUGACUACGCGGACACCAGCGCCGGCGCCGGCGCCGACGCCGACUACGUGGCGUCGCUCAAGGUCAAGCUGCUGGGCGCGGUGUCCGGGCUGAACCGCGGCCUGGCGGCGGGCCAGGAGGACCUGGACCGCGCGGACGCGGCGGCGCGGGAGCUCGAGGCGGCGGGCGGCGGGCCCGUGGACCUAGGCCGGGACCUCGACCGGCUGCAGGGCCGGUGGCGCCUCGUGUACAGCAGCGCCUUCUCGUCGCGGACGCUCGGCGGCAGCCGCCCCGGCCCGCCCACCGGCCGCCUCCUCCCCAUCACGCUCGGCCAGGUGUUCCAGCGCAUCGACGUGGUCAGCCGGGACCUGGACAACAUCGUCGAGCUCGAGCUCGGCGCGCCGUGGCCGCUGCCGCCCGUCGAGGCCACGGCCACGCUGGCGCACAAGUUCGAGGUCGUCGGGACGUCGGGGAUCAAGAUCAAUUUCGAGAAGACGACGGUGAAGACGAAGGGGAGCCUGUCGCAGCUGCCGCCGCUGGAGGUGCCGCGGAUCCCCGACAACCUGCGGCCGCCGUCCAACACCGGGAGCGGCGAGUUCGAGGUGACGUACCUCGACGGCGACACGCGCGUCACCCGCGGGGACAGGGGCGAGCUCCGGGUGUUCGUCAUCGCGUGACCAAGAAAGAGCUGCCAGUGAAUGCCAACCUUGUAUUGUAGCAAUCCGUUUGUCCAUCAUACGGUAAUCUGGUAGUAGAAUUUCGACCAAAAAAGAGUUGCGCAUCGCACUUUGCAAAAGUGUUGCCAUUUGUUUCUGCAUUUUUUUUUCUGGUUGCAUCCCAGAACAACAUUACGAUCAAUUGAUUGACCGUGCA